AUGUCAGCGGUAACAGUCGACGAUCGAAUUAUUCCAGGUCAAGAGACGGAGGAAGUAACUCCUUCGUGGCUAGAAGACACAAAAGUAACGCCUGAGACAGAAGAAGCAACGAAUAAUCUGCGUUCCGCGUCGAAAGGCGAUCAGAUAAUGAAAGUAAGUGGUAAAAAAUCCACUCAGGAAACAAUCCUGAAUUUACCGAAUUCGCAAGAACAGAGAAUCCAUAAGAAAAAAAUGCCUUUGGGCAGAAAAGUAUCUUCUAAAAAGUUAGCCGAGGCCGAUACUCAAACUGUGAAAAUCGAUCAGCCACCUGCUAAAGCUUUGGAUAUCAAAUUUUCUGAUUCAAGGAUGAGCCCGAUCAGUGAAACCAGUACGGCUAAGGAAUUUAACGCUGAAGAUGGCAAUUCUUCAGUUCAGCCGUUAGCUGUACAUGAGAAAGAAACUAGUACCGGACUGUUGGCUGAACACGGGAUCGUUGAAAAUUCUGGCACUAAUAAGAAUGGCUGCAUAGCGCUCAUCCUGGCAUCCGAAGCGGAGAACGUGCAGCUAUGCAAAGAGCUUUUGACGGUAAAUGGAAAAGCGCAGGUGAGACGAAAGCGAAAGGAUAAUGGCAACACAGCUAUGCACAUUGCCUGCCUAAAGGGCAAUGUGGAGCUUCUUAGAGUUAUCAGUGAAUAUGAGCCGUUGGUCGACGAACAGAAUGAUGGCAGUACCAUGAUGCACAUCGCCUCCUUGUUCGGCCAUGAUCAGACGGCAAUGGUGUUCCUGAAAAGAGGAGUGCCGUUGCAAAUGCCAAACCGAAAUGGCUUACAAGCAUUGCAUUGUGCUGCGAUGCACGGGCAUCUGACAGUGGUAAAGGCGUUGUUGAAGAAAGGAUGCCCAAUCGACUUUAAAACCAAGGUAGGUGCAAUAUUAUUCCGUCAUAUUAUCAUGUAUCACUAGUC
Soboliphyme baturini is the source of this 941-nucleotide messenger RNA. Lineage: Eukaryota; Metazoa; Nematoda; Enoplea; Dioctophymatida; Soboliphymatidae. The record is from the annotation of a GenBank genome assembly.